This is a messenger RNA of Nezara viridula (southern green stink bug), 999 nucleotides long. NCBI's taxonomy places the organism in Eukaryota, Metazoa, Arthropoda, Insecta, Hemiptera, Pentatomidae. The record is from the annotation of a GenBank genome assembly.
AUGAAGGUGGCAGAGUUCGUAGAAUGCCAGGAUAGUUCCCCAGCAAGUGGGGAAACACCACUUCCUGCAUUCAGAACUCUAACCAACAACAAUAACAAUGCUGUAACAAAUGAGGGGAACAUUAAUUGUGCUUUAACUUCUGGCUAUUUAUUCCUUCAACACAAUAUGGACAUUGGUGCAAUACCUCGAGAUAGAGAUAUGGCUUCAAGUCCUGAGACUACCAGCAUCGGUGAAAAUUAUCCUACUGGAUUUGAUGAAAGUAGUCAUUUUCAGAGAAAAGAUUUGUUUUGUCUGAGGAAACAACGGGAAUUCAUACCAGCUAAUAGAAAAGUUAAAAGUUAUUGGGAAAGAAGAAGGAGGAAUAAUGAAGCUGCGAAAAUAUCUCGAAAAAAACAUUGGUACAAUGAUGUGGUUCUUGAACAAAGAGUCUUAGAAUUGAGCAAAGAAAACCACAUGUUAAAAGCCCAGCUCGCCGCAAUUAAAGACAAAUAUGGUAUCAGUGGUGAAGCAGUUGUAAAUGUUGAACAGGUGAUGGCUUCGUUACCUACAAAUGAUGAAAUAUUUAGAAUUAUUAAGAGGACUAAGCUGAGCACUAAUGCUCUAACUCCCCCAAUAAUGUAUCCACAAUGUUCUUUGCCUAUACCUACACCUAUUAUAUACCGAACAGCUAACACAGGACCAUCCUCACCUAUAGUACCAAUUCAUCAAGUAUAUACUGAAACAGACACUUGUCAAAAUAAUGAAAAGUAUUCAUUACCAUUUAAUCCAGUCUCACCACCACUAAAUCCUCCUGUUUUAGAAGCUGCUGGAAACAGUUUGCUAAAUUUGAGCAGAAGUCAUCCUAACGAAUCCUCCAUUUCCAAUGACUUCCCUCCUGCAUCUGGAAGUAGAGAGGUCUCUCUAGCUUCAGACAACAUCCUGUCACAUAAACUGCAACAUAAAAGUCAGCUUGAGGAUGUUGCAGUUAUUGCAUUAUUGUCUCUCCACAAUAUUAAUUAA